Pollicipes pollicipes is the source of this 1347-nucleotide messenger RNA. Its product is annotated as protein O-glucosyltransferase 2-like. The record is from RefSeq and is a predicted model, not a curated record. Gene Ontology annotation, molecular function: protein binding; glucosyltransferase activity. Bases 88 to 1347 code for a protein of 419 amino acids. NCBI's taxonomy places the organism in Eukaryota, Metazoa, Arthropoda, Thecostraca, Pollicipedomorpha, Pollicipedidae. The transcript is spliced from 7 exons. Gene Ontology annotation, cellular component: endomembrane system.
CGCUGCCGGGACGCAGCCGCUCUGUGGGCACCCGGCGUCUGUGGCGUGGUGGGUGAGCGGUGGCGUGCAGCCAGGCCCGCCUCAGCCAUGGAUCCCCGCACGGCCGGCCGUGUGCUGUCACCGCUGCUGCUGCCGCUGCUAGUGCUGCUGCUGACCUCACCGGUCCACACUGAGUCCCCGGCCAAGUCUACCGGUGCAGCGACUCCAGCAGCGGACCCAGGAGCGGACCCGGCAGACCCAGCAGACCCGGUGGACCCGGUGGACCCAGCUCGCUGUCGGCUCUACGGUCCGGGUCUCCGACCCGACGAGGUGGUCCUGCCGGCGCGCUAUUUCAUCAUACAGACCGUCGACAGCGGCGGCAGCGAGCUGAGGACGUCACCGCGGGAGCAGUUCGAGGUGUCACUCACCGGCGAGUCGCCACGUGGCGCCUGCCACGUAAACAUGCAGGUGCUGGACCGGCACGACGGCGCGCUGAUCGUGCGCUACCGCGUGUUCGUCACGUGCCGCAACGCCGUGCUCCGGGUCCUCUAUAGAGGGCAGCACGUGGCCGACAGCCCCUACAAAGUGCCAGGUCCCGUGUACGCCGAGGAGUGUGACUGUCCGCUGGAGUCGCUGGACGACUGGCUGACGGCGGCCGCCUGUCCGGCCAGCUAUCGCCAAAUCGACCGCGACCUGGAGAAGUACCCGACGGUGGACUUCGACGGCGUGCUCUCGGCCGCCACGCAGAGGUUCUCACAUGCUGGCAGCCAGAGCUUCUGCAAUUACGCCGUCAAGGAUAACCAGGUGUACCGGCGCUGCUACGGCAAGUACGUGGGCUUCAACAUCUUCAUGGACGCGAUUUUGCUGUCGCUGGCGCGGAAGGCGCGCCUGCCGGACAUGGAGCUGCUGGUGAACCUGGGCGACUGGCCCCUGGUGAAGAGUGCGGAGCCGCCUUCGCUGCCCAUGUUCAGCUGGUGCGGCUCGACCGAGACGGACGACAUUGUGAUGCCAACUUACGAGCUGACCGAGGCUUCCGUCGAGUGCAUGGGAAGGGUCACGCUGGACAUGCUGUCUGUGCAAAGCCGCGAGCCGGUGCCCUGGCACCAGAAGCGGAACGCCAGCUUCUGGCGGGGUCGCGACUCGCGGCGCGAGCGACUGCGGCUGGUCGAGCUCGCGCGACAGCGGCCAGACCUCAUCGACGCCGCGCUCACCCACUUCUUCUUCUUCAAGGCCGAGGAGAAGGAGUACGGCCCCACCCAGCCGCGCGUCUCGUUCUUCGAGUUCUUCCAGACCCGUUUCAAACUCAAGGUCAUUGGUGUUCAGGCGGCCAGAAACAGGGAGAUUUCUCGUAUUUUGACACUGAGAUAG